Galleria mellonella (greater wax moth) is the source of this 930-nucleotide messenger RNA. Its product is annotated as serum response factor-binding protein 1-like. The transcript is spliced from 4 exons. Lineage: Eukaryota; Metazoa; Arthropoda; Insecta; Lepidoptera; Pyralidae. The coding region runs from base 59 to 529 and encodes 156 amino acids. The record is from RefSeq and is a predicted model, not a curated record.
GGCUUGUAUAAUUGGUCAGACAACAUUUAAACGUCGUCUCUAACAGUUUAUUAAAAACAUGUGGUCACUUAUAUUCUUUGCUUUACUGUCAGCAGCUACUGCUAAACCACGUCCAGGAGGACUUAUUUCACCAUGGAGUGCUCCUUCUUACUCACCAGUGAGUGUAGUCCAGCAGCCGACGGUGGCGGUGGCCCAGCCGGCGGUGGUCGCGCAACCUUACGUACACGCCGCUCCGGUCAUCGCCAAACCGGCCGCCACUAGCUAUGCUUCCUUCCAACAGAUCGUCCACCCAGUAUCAGUGGCUCAACCAGUGGUCCACGCCGCUCCCGUGAUAUCUCAACCGGUCGUACAUGCUCCGAUCGUAUCCCAACCGGUCGUGCAAACAGUUGCGCAACCAGUUGUACAAGCUCCCAUUAUUCAGCAACCAGUCGUGCAAGCGCCCAUUAUCCAGCAACCAGUCGUGCAAACCAUAGCACAACCCGUCGUCCAAAAGUAUCUAUCGGUCGGCUCGGUCGGCCACGGGUGGUAAAUGACAACCAUAGACAUGGAUUUAAAUAGAUCUUGCAACUACAUAUACUUUGCGUGUCAAUAUAUUUCUUUCCAAGGUUUAAAAAAUGCCUAAAAAUCUAUUUGGAAUGCAAUUAAAUUUUUGUAAAAAAACAGGUGCAAAUAAUUGACAAUAAAACAUUACAGAUGGUAUUUAUAAGAUAAUUUGGUGUAAAAGGCCAUUUUUAGUUAUUGUAACAUCAUAAUAACUAGAAAAAAUUUAGCACACAUAGUUUUCAUAUACAUCAAAGUAUUUGCAUAGUCUGUCUCUAUCUAUGUCUGUGUUAAAAUUUAUCACUGCCGAUUGUAAAUAAUUGUUUUAUUUAUACGUUGAGAUCAUGUCCGUGAUGUUGUUGUGAGGCCAAUAAAUUAUUUUAUCAUCCA